Messenger RNA from Gekko japonicus, 1455 nucleotides. It is a transcript of the gene PIP5KL1, whose product is annotated as phosphatidylinositol-4-phosphate 5-kinase-like 1. Gene Ontology annotation, molecular function: phosphatidylinositol kinase activity. Gene Ontology annotation, biological process: phosphatidylinositol metabolic process. The coding region runs from base 1 to 1455 and encodes 484 amino acids. The record is from RefSeq and is a predicted model, not a curated record. NCBI's taxonomy places the organism in Eukaryota, Metazoa, Chordata, Lepidosauria, Squamata, Gekkonidae. The transcript has 10 exons.
AUGAAUCAUAGGGUUGACUACUCAAACAAGCGUAGGAGGGGGACAUGGACUCGUUCAAGAAAGCUUCGGCGCCUCUGGAAAAUUCGUGAACAAUGGAAGCUUUUGGGUUUCUUUGAGAUUAACCAUGACCAUGAGUUCUACGACUUCACAUGCCUGCUGAAAGAGGGGCUGAAGGCAGCAAUUCAAGAGGCGAUGGAUAAUCCACCAACGACAGGUAUCCUUGGCGAGUCGGAUUUUACUGCAGUGCUUAAACAGGCCCAUGAGGGCUUCGAGAUGAGGACGUACGCAGGCCCCGCUUUUGCCAGGUUCAGGCAGUUCCUUGGCAUGGCGGACAGGGAUUACCAGCAGUCUCUGAGCUGCGAGAGCGCCUACCUGCAGUUCAUCAGCAACUCAAAGAGCACUGCCAACUUUUUCCUCACCAAGGACAAACGCUUCUUCCUGAAGACCCAGAGCAAGCGAGAAACCCAUUUCCUCCUCUCGAACCUUUCCAAAUACUUGGAGCACCUGGAGCGAUACCCCCACUCCCUUCUUGUCAAAUUCCUCGGGGUCCACAGUAUCAUCGUUCCCCAGGAGAAGAAGAGAUAUUUCAUCAUCAUGCAGAGUGUCUUUUACCCCCACGAGAGGAUUGUCGAGCGGUAUGAUAUCAAAGGCUGUCAACUCGACCGCUGGGUAGAGGCAGCCCCGGAAGGCAGUCAGAUAAUCAUGGUUUUCAAGGAUCUCAACUUUGAAGGAAAGACCCUCUGCCUCGACGAGCAGCGCGCCUGGUUCGUGCGCCAAGUGGAGCUGGACACGCAGUUCCUCCGGGAGCUGGCCGUGAUGGACUACAGCCUCCUGGUGGCGUUUCAGCCCCUCCACGAGGACGAGCAGGCCAUGAACCGGACCUUGGCCAACAUCAUUGCCAGGACAAAAAGGUCGAUCAUCCCUUGUAGCUCCCUUAUCCACGGAGCCGCCGAACCCAGCGAACUGGCUUGCUUCUCUUCCGACAUGCAGAAUGCCUCCAGCCUCGACCAGAUGAAUACUGGAAGCAGUUUGCACGAAUUUAUUUACAUGUUGCAGAAAUCCAACUUUGACAUGGGUGCGGCGUCGCUUGCCGAUCAAAGUGACUUCUUCCAGGAGGCCCUGAUCACUUACCUGACGCAGGCAAGCAGCUGUGAGCAGUUCCCCAUGGCUGGCUCCGAGAUCGAUGCCAACCUGGGGAGCCUUGCCGACUCCUGCCUGCGCUUGGCACAGAACCGGCGUCUCCUGCCUAAUUCCAGGAAUCCCUUGCAUGUAAUCGACGGGCCCAAAUUUCGCUACUUUGUGGGCGUCAUCGACCUCUUCACAGUGUACAGCUUCCGCAAGAAGUUGGAGCAUUUCUGGAAAAGCAUCCGGUAUCGAGGACAGAGUUUCUCCACUGUUGGCCCCUCCCAUUACGCCAGGAGGCUUUGCCAGUGGGUAGAAGAGCACACCACAUGA